GAAGAAAAAGAAACGUCACACUCAGGAAGCGGCAACGAGAGGAUCUCGCGCUCGAGGACCUUGAUAAAGCCACGAAGAUUUGUUCUUCUGUUUAUUAGAAUUUUGAAAAAGGAACUCGUGUAUACUUUUUAUUGAAGCAGCAGUCAGAGUUUUGUUUGCAGUUUCCCCUCGAAGGAUUUUACACUAUUGUCACGAUGCCGAGAGGAGGCAAAAAGGGCCACAAGGGUCGGGGCAAGCAGUUCAACAAUCCUGAGGAGAUCGAGCGGCAGAUGCGAGCGCAGAGGGAGAGGGAGGAAAGCGGUGAUGCAGAGCGUGAAUCUGAAUCUGAGGAGGAAAGCAGUAGUGAAGAUGAACAAAAUCAAAAGAGGAAUGGAGUACAAGGUUUGAUUGAAAUUGAGAAUCCCAACCGCAUCUCCCAGAAGAGCAAAAAAGCCACUGAGGUUGAUGUGAACACACCGAGAGAGCUCUCACGCAGAGAGAGGGAGGAGAUUGAGAAGCAGAAAGCUAAGGAGCGCUACAUGAAGCUGCAUCUGGAAGGAAAGACAGAUCAGGCCAGAGCAGACCUCGCCAGACUGGCUAUUAUUAAAAAACAGAGAGAAGAGGCAGCGAGAAAGAGAGAGGAACUGAGGAAAGAAAAAGAGGCACAGGAGGCCAAGUCCAAACGUUAAGUCUCGUCCCCAUCCUGAAGACUCGGUUAAUGGGGGCGGGAGGGAAGGGACCAAAUUAAUUAGGGAGACAGCUCAGGGGUGUCCAGACACUGUCCUUUCAUCCUUCACUGGCAGGGACAGGCAGCGAUUUGGACAUUCAGAGUCACAUCACAUAAAGUGGGGGUUAAAGACAUGAACUCACUGGUUUGCUUAUUGGUACCUAAAACAGGAAGUGAUCAGCAAGACCAUGAUGUCCUCAUGUCCUUUCCCCCCAUACCUCCGAUGUGUUCUGAUCCUACAGCUGCAAGAGUUUACUCUUAUAUUUACUCUUUUGGUAUGUUUUAAUAAAGCUUUGAUUGGGUUGUUGGCCAGGGUUGUGUUCUUACUGACGUCACCUGGCAUGUUUCUAGAGAGUAGGGUAGAGUAAUGAAUGGAGAAACACUAGCAAACUUGUAGAACACCAUCUGCUCUUGUUCUGACCUUAUUACUGUAUGUUUUUUAAUUCUCUGUGGAUAAGCUACCCAUAAUAAGCACCCUUUGUACUAUACAAAAUGUUUUUGCCCCACUUUUUUUUUUGUUUUUUUUGCAUGCUAGUUGCAAGAUAUAUCCAACUUAUAACCAAUGCCAGUAAUGCUACAACUUUUAAAAACAUAAUUGAUUUAUUAUCUUUGAAUGGAACAUCAGCAGUAUUAAUAUGCAUACCUAAUCAGGUUAACAGUAUGUAUGGUUAUAAUCAGAAUUUUUAACUUCCCCCUUUAUACUGGUGUGCAUACAUUUCUCUGUAAAUUGCCUUUUUUCCUCAUGACCAACUCCUAAACAUACCUCUUGUAUAUUAGGUCUUGUUCACACUUGGUAUUAACAUCUGUCUGGAGCGAUGUGAUCAGAAGCGGACGGAUGGAACAGAGUUUUCAUGCAUCUUGAAUGCUUCUUCAGUAAGCACUUGUGACUUAUGGCAGUGACAGUGGAUUAGGUGAUGCUCUGUACUGAGUUCACACUACAUAUUUUAUAUGGCCAUAUGCAUUUAAGUGGUUUGAGAGAUCUGAUUUCAUAGCUAAAGAUUCCUAGGAAUAUGUUUACACCUGUUCCUUAUGCUUUCUACUUGUGAUCAGAUCACCCAGGGUGGAUGCUAAUACCAGGUCAGAACAGGGUCUUAUAUGCUUCAGCUUGUUGGUGGGACUUGAAUUGCCUUGAAUAUUAGGGGAAGCAAUAUUACAGUGAUGCAAAUGAUGAAACAUUCAGCUCAGUUAGUAAAGGUAUAUAUUUACAAAAGUGUUUCAAAAAAGUGUUGUAAAGUGUUCUCCAUGACUGAAAUAUUUACAUCCGUCAUUGAUAGGAAGCAAUUGGAUGUUUAUCCCGACUUUGAUUUUGUGGUAUAGAAAUAAAUACAUUAGUACAAUCA
Pangasianodon hypophthalmus (striped catfish) is the source of this 2046-nucleotide messenger RNA. It is a transcript of the gene pdap1a, whose product is annotated as pdgfa associated protein 1a. Bases 195 to 668 code for a protein of 157 amino acids. Lineage: Eukaryota; Metazoa; Chordata; Actinopteri; Siluriformes; Pangasiidae. Gene Ontology annotation, molecular function: RNA binding. Gene Ontology annotation, cellular component: cytosol. The record is from RefSeq and is a predicted model, not a curated record. The transcript is spliced from 6 exons.